CUCACAAUACUCAACUUACAAUUAGAUCAGUAUGCGAAUCAAAAAUAGAUUUUUUUUUUAUGAAUUUGCAAGACAAAGGAUAAUUUCGUGUAAUGAAAGAUGUUUUUCUAGGUAAUUAAGAUCUGCGCGUCAGAAUUAACAGCAGAUUUUAUACUUGAUUGUCUACCUAUUAUCAUUCCUAAUGUUGGUGCAAUAGUACAAUUUUUGAAUCGUAUAAUAAUCAACGACAAACUGAGGAAUUUAUUCGAUCAAAUUAAAAUCGAUUGGGACAACGCGAGAUCUCAGAAUGAGAUUGAAAUUAUGCAAACAAAUGCCACACUCGCAAGAAUAACAACAAAAUGGUUUUUGCUUUAUAUGUUUGUAGGCAUAACGGUAUACAUGCUUAGCACAUUCAUCCCUCAAAUUCUUGAUGUAUUCCUACCGCUAAAUGAGUCACGUUCACGCGAGCAUCCGUUUCACGCCGAAUUCUUCCUCGAUGAUGAAAAAGAUUUUUACAUUAUCCGUAUCAUAAUGUAUUUCGGUAUCGUGUUCGUAUUGGGAGUAAUUCUUGCCAACGGGUCCAUAUUCGUCAUUUACAUGCAACACAUCAGUGGAAUGUUUACCAUACUGGGGUACGUUCUAUUACCGAAUAAAUAUAUGACACCGCAAGUAAUCUUUCUUAUCGAGAUUGAGAUAUAAUUCGCAAAUAUUUUUUGCAAUCUAAGGUUUGUGGAUAUCAUUCAAUCGUGUUACGGUUUGAGCCUCUUCAUCGAAUUUUUAAGUUUAAUGGUCCUGAUAGGCCUCACAUUGGUACAAGUGAGUGUUCCACAUUGAAUAUCUGAAUUAAUUAACGUAUCACUGUUGAGUGAAAUUAAUAAAUGGAAUUAAGUCGUGAUGAGAUCACGUUGCAAUAAAAAUUAAAUAACAAUAUAUAGCACAGCCAUUGUUAUAAAUAAUAAUAUAUAGCACAGCCAUUGCUUUAGGUUAUUAAAUUCUCCGGCACGUCGGACCGAUCAGUUAGAUCUGCAGCUUACAUUAGUGGACAAUUGAUUUAUAUGUUUAUAUACAGUUAUAUGGGUCAGCAAUUAAUUGACAAGAGCACACAAUUGUCCAUGAAGAUGUGAGUGUCAGCACAUAUAUCGCAAAUCGCAUACACAUGUACAUUAAUGGAUAAUUUUUUUUUGGGAGAUAAGUACUACUUUGUUGAAAAUUUGACAUAUGUAAACUUUUAGAUAUAACGCAAGAUGGUACAGGAUAUCCAUAUGGAAGCAAAAAAUGAUGCUAUAUAUUAUGUUGAAAUGUAUGAAUACAAUUACCAUUAACGCGUAUAACAUCUAUAUUCUAAGCUUAGAAAGUUUUUCGACGGUAAGCGAAAAUGAAUACCAAUAAUAAACUGAAAUCAUGAAAUUCUUCCUCUCCACGAUAACGAGGCGAAUUCUUGUUUCAAGAUCGUACAAUCGGCCGUGUCGGUUUGUAUGCUGCUGAGACGCGUGUGAAGCACUGUUUAUAAGCAAGUUGAAAAAUAGUGUUCUUGUGUGUAGUCAGUAUGAAAUUAUUGUACAAUACAUUUUUCCUAUGUCUUGA
Temnothorax curvispinosus is the source of this 1563-nucleotide messenger RNA. Its product is annotated as odorant receptor 49a-like. The record is from RefSeq and is a predicted model, not a curated record. Gene Ontology annotation, biological process: detection of chemical stimulus involved in sensory perception of smell; sensory perception of smell. NCBI's taxonomy places the organism in Eukaryota, Metazoa, Arthropoda, Insecta, Hymenoptera, Formicidae. The coding region runs from base 301 to 678 and encodes 125 amino acids. Gene Ontology annotation, molecular function: olfactory receptor activity; odorant binding. The transcript is spliced from 4 exons. Gene Ontology annotation, cellular component: plasma membrane.